UUUCUAAUUUUUCCUAAGUAAAAUUAUAAAAAGUUAGAUUUUGUUAGAUUUAACAAUCCGUAAUACUCCCACAACAAUUUCCGACCAUACGAGUAGACCAGUGUAGCACCUGUUUCAUCACCAGAUAACCAUCCUUCCCGCCAUUGCUGAAGCUGAAUUCCAAAUUCCAGCCAAAUGACUUCAAUUUCUCUUUCUAUAAUCCCAUUUUCAACAAUAAACAAAUCAACCUCUAAUCCCUUUUCAAAUCCCCCAAAAUUCCCGCUUAAUUGUUCAUUAAAUUACCCUUCACAACCCCAAUUUCAAUUAGGGUUUUGGGUGAAAAAUUCUCGAUUUUCUCCAAAUUCUUCCAUCAAUGGAGCAGACCCACUUGGCUCAGUUGAGGUUCUUAGGGUUCCUGAUCAUUGGUUGGAACCUUCCAGAGCUAUUCAGGAAUCUGAAUGGCUUAGAGUGUCACUCCACAAGUGGUUAGAUGAUGAAUAUUGUCCUGAACCAACUAAUGUUGACAUUAGUAGAGUGGCUGCUAAUUCUUAUUACCAGUCAUUACUGCAGAAGACUACUGAUGUGGGUGAAAUUUUGUUGAAGAUGGUCCGAGAACUAGAAACUAUUUCCUACCAGGAAAGCUUUCAUGGAGCUUUCUCUUCUGCCAAUGCUGCUGUUAAUCUAAUUGCUGAGAGGAUAGAGAAUGUUUAGCUUCAUGUCUUCCUUAUUACAUCUUUAUUGCUUCCUGUCCAUCUCCAGCCUUGUCUUCUCCUUGUGUGGGAAUUGAAGGAAAGGGAAAUAGUGGAAAGAGAUUGCUGCAGUGUAAAAGGCUCUUAAGAAUAGUAAUUAAUUGUUCAUAUACUGAUAAUUUGUAAAGAUGUGUGUCACAGGCGUAACUAAUCGAUGCUUCUUGAACUUAUAUCUGUUAAACCUAUCCAUAGGUAAACAGGAACUAUAGUAUGUAAUAAAUCUGUUUCACGAAGAUGGAUUUAUGAUUCUCUUACACAGCUAUACCUAUCAAUCUAUCAUAGAUCUAUUCACAUGAGGAGCA
This is a messenger RNA of Chenopodium quinoa (quinoa), 1030 nucleotides long. RefSeq lists its product as uncharacterized. The record is from RefSeq and is a predicted model, not a curated record. Bases 175 to 690 code for a protein of 171 amino acids. The transcript is spliced from 2 exons. NCBI's taxonomy places the organism in Eukaryota, Viridiplantae, Streptophyta, Magnoliopsida, Caryophyllales, Amaranthaceae.